Messenger RNA from Zymoseptoria tritici IPO323, 1191 nucleotides. RefSeq lists its product as uncharacterized. The transcript is spliced from 3 exons. The coding region runs from base 1 to 1191 and encodes 396 amino acids. Lineage: Eukaryota; Fungi; Ascomycota; Dothideomycetes; Mycosphaerellales; Mycosphaerellaceae. The record is from RefSeq and is a predicted model, not a curated record.
AUGCUGUAUCGUAGGGACAGAAUUACGUUCCGGGGCCUUAAGUUCGAGGUUUCUGGCGUAUUUGUCGGACGAGUAGGGAGCUACUCCUUGACGUUCUGCAAUAUUCCGUACCAGCCUCGCUUGACGAUCUCCUCCAAGAUCGACUUCCCAUCCACCCUCCACAUCCACUUCAGCGACCCUGCUGCCCCAGCCGUCCCGAACAACCCCGUUACCAACUCCAUCCUCAAAAAAUUCAAACACCUCACCAUCUCUCUCCGCAUCGCAAUGCAGUCCUCCGAGCGCCACCCCAUGGCCAGAAGACCAGCCGCGAUGGGCAAUUUGACUAUGCACUACACCUACACCGCAGGCAAAUGGUCACUCUCCCGCGACGACACAACUUGGACAUCCGAUCUCGUCCACGAGCAAUUUCCAUUGCGAUGGAUGCAAAAUCUCGCACAGGACAUCGAUAUUCGUGUCUGUCGGGAUUUGCGGAGUGAAAGGCUCACUUCGAAGAACGGCACUGAAGUCCUUCCACAAAUCGCGGCAACCAACGCCGAGGAGUGGAGCACCAUGCGUACGAUGCAAGGUCUCAAUCCGGUGAUGGAAUAUCUCGCGGGUUACCGCCAUGGAUUUUCAUUCGGAUCAGAGAUGGUGAUCCGUUUCGUAAACAAGACCUCUAUGCCUGCCGUUCGCUACAUUCACGAUGGACCAACCACGGAUCCGCGCAACAUCAUACCCUUCACAAUGCUGGAACGCUUCACCCAUAUCAAGCUGGAGAUUCCAAUCUCUCUGAUCAAAUUCAACGGUCAGGUCAUCGGUGGCAUCAUCAACACGAAAUUCUGGACCGACGGGAGAGGGCUGGUGUGGUGGGCGGAGCUCGGCCAGUCUUGGUGGGAACCUGUCUCGCCAGGAGCAGACUCGGAAGAGGCCAGAUCCCUGGCGAGGGAAAACAUGCUCAUGCUCGAGCACUAUCUCCUCCAGAACACCCUUAGCGGAUCCAACCAUCAAGUCUCGCUACAACAAAUGCGUCUCGCGGUCGGAAGCUUCAUUAACCUGAUGAACGCCCGCACUGAUCCCAUUCUCUACCUUCGACACGGUUGGACGUUUGAGAGGCUGGACGCGGGAAUCCAUCGGCACGAUAGAUCUAACGCCCGGAGGGAGCUGUUGAAGGAAGUCUUUUCGGGGUACCCACAGGCGUCGGUGUUCGAGUAA